This is a messenger RNA of Frieseomelitta varia, 4317 nucleotides long. Its product is annotated as rho GTPase-activating protein 20-like. NCBI's taxonomy places the organism in Eukaryota, Metazoa, Arthropoda, Insecta, Hymenoptera, Apidae. The record is from RefSeq and is a predicted model, not a curated record. The coding region runs from base 140 to 2998 and encodes 952 amino acids. Gene Ontology annotation, molecular function: GTPase activator activity. Gene Ontology annotation, biological process: signal transduction. The transcript has 8 exons.
UUGUUUGUUUCGUUUCUUGGUUCGUUUGAAAUUAUCUCGCCACGCUGUUCGUAACACUUUGUCACUCCUCUCGUCGCCGAGUGUGUGUCCUUUUUUUCAUGGUGUGCGCGGCGAGCACGACCACGCGGCGCCAGCGAAGAUGUGCAUCACGUUCGGAACAGUUAAGGUCCAGAGGUUGGCCGAAUACGAGAGGUACCUGGGCCAGGAGGCGAGAAAUCUAGUGGAGAACGGAAACGGAAGCGUCGGGAGUGGCGCUGUACUUCAACGUGGACAGCUCGAGGGUGAUCUUCAUCGUAUUCAGGAACUCUUUCCUGGUGAUAACCUCCGGCUACACGAGCGAGAUGUCCUCACCACGAAAAUGAAGAGUCUGAUUCGCAAGAGGAACGGCGGCAAUCCUGGAAGGCUGACGAGAGUGUUGUCGCAGAAAUCUUUAAACGUGUCCAACAACUCACCGGCCCCGAAAUCACCGCCGAGGACCUUCCUCUUGGAGACACCGGUGCAGUUCACCACGGGCGUGCAGUCCCAGGACAGACACCUUUUCCUCUUCUCCGAUCUGUUGCUCAUAGCAAAGGCGCGAAGCGGCGGUAACUUCAAGCUGAAACAAUCCGUAAGAAUGAGCGAGCUGUGGCUAACUGCCGGGCACAUAGAGGACGUGGCCGAAACGAGCAAGUCCCAGGAGACGAGCUUCGUCCUUGGCUGGCCCACUACGAACGUUGUUGCGACUUUCAUGACUGCUGCAGCGAGGGACCUCUGGUGGGGACGUUUGACCGAACUCGUACGAGAGGAGAGUAUGAAAGAGCCGCCGGACACGAACAUUCAAGUCGUGUAUCACGACAGUGACACGAACACGGAAUACUGUAAGACGAUUAUGGUGGGAUCCGAGAUGACAGCGGCGGCCUGCGUGAAUCUUGCUACACGUCUCCUGGACCUCCAAGGACCUUUCCAGUUGUGGGCAAGAACGUCCGCCGACGAAGCGCCCUAUCCACUGAUAGGACACGAGAGGCCUUUCGCCGUCAAACUGUCGAAUCUAAGACACACGCUGUCCGCGGAGGAAGGUUUCGAUCUGGAGCACUGCAACAAAAGUGGACACGACACGUGCCACUUCAUACUACGUCCGGUACCAAAGUCGCCGGUGAAGAAGAACAAAUCGAAGAUCACCGGGUUACUGAGGAGAUCCCUUUCGUUGAACCCGAGUUUGUUCGGCGUUAAUUUGUCCAGGCUCGAUGAGAAUGGAUUACCCAAGCCCGUGUUGGUGAUGCUUCAACAAUUGUUCGCUAAGGGACCAUUCACGCAAGGGAUCUUCAGGAAAUCGGCCAACGUUCGAAUCGUUCGCGAGCUACGCGAUCAAAUCGAAUCUACUGGCGAUCCCAGCUGCUUAGAGGAUGCCCCGAUCAUAGCCGUGGCCGCGCUGCUCAAAGAUUUCCUGAGAUCUCUGCCGGAUCCUCUGCUAACUUCCCAUCUGUUCCCUCUCUGGAUGGACAGCCUGGACACACCAAAUCCCGUUCAAACGAUUAAAAAUAUUUUAGAUAGAUUACCGAAAGCGAAUUACACGCUGCUGUCGCAUCUGAUCUGCGUUCUGCACCACGUGGCACGGCGAUCAAAGCACAAUCUCAUGUGCGCCAGUAAUUUGGGCGUGUGUUGCGGUCCAAGUUUACUCUGGUCGCCAAAUCCGUCAGUGAAUCAGAGCAGGGCGAUUCCUACGUUGACGGAGAUGUUGAUUCGUCAUUGUGAAGUCCUGUUUGGGGAGGGUAUCACGCAGCUUCUUGGGGAAGAACGGAGCGACAGUGGAGCCGAGGAGAGCACCGAUAGCCUUCACUCAGGUGGGCUUUCUCUGGACAGCCUGGACCUGACGGAACCACCGCGCAAGGACCACAUGUCUCUUUCGAGAGACUCCGGUCUGACCCUGUCGGAUUGUCAGCUGUUCAUACCAGAGUCUCCGGUGGGCUCCGAGGAUUCCGCCGUGAAUGCCUCGUCGUCCAGCUUCGACAAAUCUCUCACCAAGGAGGACAAGUCUACCAGCAAAUCGUACAUUCGCGUCUACGGCGGAUGGGAGGAACGAAUAAACGGUUACGCGGCAAACAAUCAUCAUACGAGCACCGUGGAGCAUAAUUUCAGGGAGGAGAAGAACAGCGUCGGCUAUCCGAAUCCAAAUUUCCAGAGGCAAGACUGGCUGAGGGCACAGCUGAAGAGAACGCCGAGGACCAAGUUGGACGAACACGAUCACCGUAAAGACAGGUUCGACGAGAAGGAUAUCUACGGCAGGGACUAUCUCAGACAGGAUUCCAUGAAAGAGAACGUAGAAAAUUGCAAAGAUAUAUACAGCAGGAACUCGCAGCUGGACAUAACGCGGGAUCUUCGGUCGGAAUACGAAAGAGCCACGCAGCAGGACACCAUCUGCACGGAACGGGUCUCCAUUCACAAUUCGGAGCAGGAUCUGACGGGAGACACGACGCUGUCCAGCGACAGAUACGAAUUCAAGAAGGAGCGAUUUAACGAGUUCAAGAAGGUCAAGUCGGAAAUGUAUGUUAAUCGCGAGUCACCCGUCUCGCAGAACGGUAGCUACCAUUCGGGAAGCGAUUUGUACGAGUUCAAGAAGGUGAAAAGCGAGAUAUACGUGAACAAAGAAACGACCCGCACGGAGAGAUACGAAUCGGAGAGCAGCAUCUACGGGAACAGGGACAGAACCGGCGAGAUAUACGGCUCGAGAGAGAGGAACGAUUUGUAUUCGUUCAAACAGGCCGAGGCCAUCGAUUUGUACGGCGACGAGGACGACGAAGAGGAGAGAACGUGGCCGGAUACACCACCACCACUACCACCGAGAUUGAGGCAUCUGCCACCGGUGCACAUGAAUCUGGAAGACAGACACAAAGUGGCUGGGAGGUCAAGGUCUUUACCACCGCCGCCUCCUUAUCGCCCGCCUCCUCAACCUCGUGCCCCGGUUACCACCAGACACCUAGGAUACGGAAGAUCCGUUGUCGAUGACGAGAGUUACGUUUAGUACGAAACGAGGAGCCAUUACAAGUCUGCGUGUACGUGUGUCGUGUGCGAAUGCGUGUUGCGUGUAUGUUAGCACCUCGAGAGAAUCAAAGAAUCGAAAAAAUAAGUCGCGGAUCGAGAUCGUGAAUAGACGUGGUCUCGUUAACGACUGAAACUAGUCCAAACUGGAACGCACGUACAAUAUUGGGGACAAUAGCUGAUCUGUAUAAUAUCGUGGUCAUCGAUGAACGAAGAAUUAUACAGAGUUGUUUUAUCGCGUAAAACAGAUCGAAAGAAAAGCAAAGUGUAACUACGUCUACGCGUCGGCUGUUGGCGAUUUUUAGCGAUAGGACUUGACUGUUAUACAGUGAUCCAGGGUGCUUCCACGAACCUUAAUUAAUAGGUUUCUCUCUCUCUCUCUCUCUUUUAAUUAGUUAUUCAUAUUCAUGUUUAUUGUUAAGCAUAGACUGUAGAGGACAAGAUUUGCGUCGAGAUGGUAUUACUCGUAAUUUGUCUCCUUACGCGAAGAAAUUUUGUAAAAAUGAAGGAGAACGAAGUAUAUAUAGUAUACAAAGUAUACAUAGUAUACAAAGUAUACAUAGUGUGCGAAAAGAGAGAAAAAAAGAGUUGCCGUCUAGAGAAGGAAAAUCAGGCAUCAAUAUGUGUGGAACGAAUUCUGAUAAUAAAAUGCAAAUUUCAUUGCAGCCACGCAGAGCGAGGUUCGCGUUUCCACUUGUCGUACUAGCGUCAUCUUUUUAAAUACGUUCGUAUAGCUAAACGCACAUUUCUGUCUCUGUCGAAAUGUUCCACAAGAGAUCGUCGGAUAUUCGUUCGCAGAUUCGCGCAAUAAGAAAAACAACAUUGACUGCCCUAUCGCGUUUCCUCUUGUGUUCUUUGUAUGAUGCAUUCGCGUUUCUCAUUUCCUUCUUCUCUUCUAACAGGAACCUGAUUCAUUGCAGAAUAAACAUGAAAGUUAAAUCAUUCUUCCAUCUCCCUCACUGUCUCGUUCUGUCUCUUAUUUUUUUCUCUCUGUUAAUUACAAUUACACCAUAUUGUCAUCUAUCUUUUUUUUUUUAACUUAGAAUAUAUAAAUCGUAGAGUGCUUCAUACGCGCGAUUAUCUUAAGCUGUAAGGUACAGGCGAAGGUUGAACAAAGUUGUUCGAUCGUGAUCCAAACCUUUCGCCCCUCUCUGUAUAUAUUAAUGUAAACUGUAAUCUUUUAUAUCAUUGAACUUAUAUGAUAUAUCCUAUACAAUGCCCGUAAGGUAUGUAUACUUAUCUAAAUUAUACGACAUGCUAUGAAAAGUAAAAUAUAUUUCGUAUUUUAUACAGUUGCAUGUA